Rotaria sp. Silwood2 is the source of this 1908-nucleotide messenger RNA. The record is from the annotation of a GenBank genome assembly. Lineage: Eukaryota; Metazoa; Rotifera; Eurotatoria; Philodinida; Philodinidae.
AUGGACGCAAUUGACGAAGUUCGACGUUAUUUAGUACUGAGCAUAGAUCGAAUUACUUUUCCAAAUGUUGUCGUAGUUGGCGAUCAAUCAAGUGGUAAAUCAACAUUAUUAGAAGCAUUAUCAUUAGUUGAACUUCCAAAAGGUAAUGGAAUAGUCACUCGAUGUCCAUUAAUAUUAAGAUUACGCCACUCUGAUGAACGAAAGGUGUAUCGUUUCUUUGAUAAAGAUCGAAAGAUUCUAUUGGAUGAAACAAACUUAAAUAUGUCACAAUACAUUGAACAAGAGACUAAGACAUUAGCUGGCAAUCAAAAGAAUGCUGUGCAAGACUUCAUCGAAUUAGAAAUUGAAAAUCCUCAUAUGCGUGAUCUAACAGUUGUCGAUUUACCUGGUAUAAUACGAAAUCCCUUAGAAGAUCAACCAGCUAAUAUCCAUGAACAAACAAAAGAUUUAAUUAAUAAAUAUAUUAGUGAAGAAGGUUAUCUUAUUUUAUGUGUCUUUCCCGCUGAUGUUGAUAUUGCAACAGUUGAGUCAAUCGCAUUAGCACGUAAAGUAGAUCCAGAAGGAAAACAAACGAUUGAUGUGAUAACGAAAUCUGAUCGUGCUCCCGAUCCGAAUAGGCUUAUAGAACUACUGCAAAUGGAUAAGCAUGAUGUACGCCAUUUAAAAUUAGGUUUCGUUACCAUUCGGAAUCGUAGCACAUAUGAAAAUAUUUCCUUAGAGGAUGCACGCAAACGAGAAAAAGAAUUCUUUAAUCAACAUCCAGCAGCAAGUGUUAUUGAUCAAAAUCGUCUUGGCAUUGAGGCACUUAUUAAUUGUUUGGCAACUUUAUAUUCCCAACGUGUUAAAGAGACAUUUCCAAAAAUGCAAUACGAAAUAGAAUCUCAAUUAAGAAAAGUCCGUGAACAACUGUCGAAACUUCCGCCAUGUUUAAAAACCAAUGAAGAACGCUUAGCAGCAUAUAAUGAAUUAAUUGACGUUUAUGUCGAAACAAUUUUAAAAGUCGGGCUUACGGAUUCAAAUCAUAGUAAACAUACAAGUAUGGUUAAUAGCUUGCAUCAAAAUUUUAUUAAGUACAGAAAUAUCAUAAGAGCACAACGAAAUGAAUUGUUCACUGAUCAGUAUCUUUUACAAGUUAAAGAACGAUUAUCAAAAAUUGGCGGAGAAGGACUACCUAAUUUUCUUCCUAUUUCUAUACUAAAAGAAUUAGUAUGUGAGAAGCUUAAUCAACUGUGGGAAGUUACAAAUACACUCACUAAUGAUUGCUUUCGUGCAACAAUCAACCAGCUGUUGCAAGCAGAAAGCGAUGCAUGCAAGGAUAAUUUUUUGUUCCUAAAAAUAGUGCAUAUAUUUCGUGCUGUUUCCAAGUCAUAUAUCGAUGAAACGAGAAAAGAAAGAUAUGAUCAACUGAGAGCAUUGGUAGAACUGGAACAAAAUGAUCCAUACACCAUUAACACAUAUUAUAUGGAUAUAAUCGAGAAAUAUAAAGAAUUAUCAAUACAAAAUUCCACGAAUAAAACGCAAACAGCUGUUGCCAAAAUAAUAGUUCUUGGAGAUGAUGAUGGUGAAGAUCUUGAAGUAACAUAUAAGACAUGGUCGGUUGAAGAUCAGUCAGUGCAACAAAUGUUAAUUAGUAUGCAUUCAUACUGGCAGAUGAUUACCAAACGCUAUAUGGAUUAUGUUACAUUAGCUAUUCGUGACAGGAUUGUCUUUAGUAUAUGUGCUAAUAUCAAACAGCGUUUACGGCAGAUUCCAGCUAAAAAAGAUUAUAAGAUUGAUAUUCAUGAAGCUCUUUCCAAAGAUUUUGCCACUCAGAAUAGAAGAGAAAAAUUAGAAGAGACAGAAAAAAGAUUAAUGAAGGCUUCUAGCACACUUCGUGAAGCUGAAAAAACGCUCGUUAAUGAUGAUUAG